Diuraphis noxia (Russian wheat aphid) is the source of this 1276-nucleotide messenger RNA. RefSeq lists its product as uncharacterized. Lineage: Eukaryota; Metazoa; Arthropoda; Insecta; Hemiptera; Aphididae. The record is from RefSeq and is a predicted model, not a curated record.
AGUAUUAAGUAUCAAAUAAUAGAAUUUUAAAAUAUUAAUUAUUUUUCCUAAUCACGAUUCACGAAGAUAAGUUCGAACUAUAAACUUAAUUAUAAUUCAAAGGUUUAUGAACUAGGCAAUACAAAAUAAUAUAAUUUACUAUUUGGUAAUAACUAACAUUCUGUAAGUAAACAGUAUGUUCUAUUCACUAAUAAAACAGUAGUCAGUAAUACAGUAUUAACAUUAAACAGUACAAAAAUAAAAGACAAAUUUUUAGUUUUUAUAGUCUAGUUGACAUUUUUGAUUUGGGUAUUGAGAUGACAAACGAAUCUGUAAAUUGUACUACGCAUYAUGCAAACACUGUAAAAGUCAAGUGUAACUGGCAGUCAAACGUCUGUGGAAUGGACAUCAAAGACUGUGUUGUGGCUUGUCCAAAGCAAUCUGAAUUCGAAGCCGACAAACUUGAUGUAAUGCAAUUGUUAACAGAGUUUGAUUGCAAGGGUGUGAAUUUUGAAAAACCUGAACAUCUAAACGAUUUAUUCAUAAAUAUCAAUUGUGAUCCUAUGUAUAAAAUUGAUACAAUAGUUGUGUGUUCCGAGGCCAGAUUCAUAGAACUCUUUGGGAAGGCAGGAGAAUAUGUUUCUAUACAUCAUUCUAUAUGUCAUGAUGAUGUUGAUGGAUUUCAAAUGUACUCUCAUUCGUUACUUGUUGAUAGUACAGAUUGUGCUUUAAAAUUGAAACAUUAUAAUAAUUCAGAUUUUGUUUGGAUUUUUGGUAUAAUUAUUUAUUUAACUGAGAUAAAAGAGCAUCCUUACAAAUUCUUGGGCCCUAUAAAUAUGCAUAACGUUGAAAAUUUAUUGGAAUCAAAACCAUUAGACUUAAAUGCUUUAAAAUUAUUUUCUUCAUUAAGUCUUGAACAAUCAAAAUCAAUUAAAAAUGAUAUUUUAAUGUCAAUGUUUAAUAACGUCGAAAAGUCCAAACUUCCGAACACUGGAGCUGAGGGUAAUCAAUUCAUGUCGAUUAUUUUCAAACAAUUUGAAAAAAAAGUAGAAGACAAACUUCAAAGUAUGGCUGUUCAAAUGAAUACAAUUGAGAAUAAUGUUGAUACGUUGAAUAAAAAGUUUGACUUGUUGUUAAGUGCUCUACAUGAUAAGAAUAUUUUGUUAUAAUAUUAUGUUUUUUUGAAUUGUAUUGUAAUCCACAAAAUAAUAACAUUGAAGRUAGAAUUGUACUUCUACUUUGAUAUGGUUGUUAUUUUUAUUAUAUACACAGACUGAAAUAUUUAAUUAAAUAUAAG